Anopheles cruzii is the source of this 2634-nucleotide messenger RNA. RefSeq names its product DNA replication licensing factor MCM4 (gene dpa). The transcript is spliced from 7 exons. Bases 118 to 2634 code for a protein of 838 amino acids. The record is from RefSeq and is a predicted model, not a curated record. Gene Ontology annotation, molecular function: ATP hydrolysis activity; single-stranded DNA binding; ATP binding. Gene Ontology annotation, cellular component: nucleus; MCM complex. NCBI's taxonomy places the organism in Eukaryota, Metazoa, Arthropoda, Insecta, Diptera, Culicidae. Gene Ontology annotation, biological process: DNA strand elongation involved in DNA replication; DNA replication; mitotic DNA replication initiation.
UCGAGUCCUGCCGGAUCACGAAGCAGCCGCAGAGGGGAGUUUAGUUCAGAAGAAAAUUCCCAACAAACCCCGCACAAACAACCUACAUCCAAUAGUGAAGCGGAGACGCCGUUACGAAUGGGCAGCACAAUGCCACAGAAUGCUGCUGGCCGGGCGCAAGAUAGAUCCGAUCCCUUUGCUUCGGUGAUGACUUCACCAGCAGCUGGAGACCACUCGGCCUUACAAGCCACAAGCCCGAACAUGCGUGUACAAGGAAUGAGUGAAAUCGACAUUAGUUCGCCUCUGAAUUAUGGUACUCCAAGUUCCAUUGGAUCGAUUCGUGGGCCUCGUUCGGCGGUGCGUGGCACACCUAUGCGUCAACGUCCGGAUCUUCGGGUGGAUCAAUUUCCCCGUCAGGUCACAGUCGGUGGUGCUGAUGCACCACUUAAUGCCGUAAACGAGGAGAGCCGUCCGUCGGAUACGGAUACGAUUUCGCAAGGACAACGUUUAGUGGUUUGGGGGACGAAUGUGGUCGUCACUGAAUGCAUGAGUAAAUUUAAGGAAUUCUUGAAGCGUUACAUCGAUCCGGACACGGCCCAGGACGAAAUAACGGAAGGGAUGAACCUAAAUGAACCAUUAUAUUUGCAGAAGCUAGAAGAGAUUCACACACUUGAAGAACCUUUCUUGAACGUAAACUGUGCCCAUUUAAAAACCUUUGACGAAUCUUUGUACCGUCAGUUGGUAUGCUAUCCGCAAGAUGUAAUUCCAGCGUUGGAUCUUGCAGUUAACGAAAUGUUUGUUGAACGAUAUCCCGCCGCCACCCUUGAGCAUCAGAUACUCGUUCGCCCGUUUAAUGCCGACAAGACCAGAAAUAUGAGAGCUCUCAAUCCAGAAGAUAUUGAUCAAAUCCUCACCAUCUGCGGUAUGGUGAUCCGAACAUCGAACAUUGUACCAGAGAUGCGUCGCGCUUUUUUCAAGUGUUCUAUCUGCAGCUUUUCCGUGGAAGUUGAUCUAGAACGCGGUCGCAUUGCAGAACCAACGCUUUGUGGGCACUGCAACACGAACCACUGUUUUCAGUUGAUUCACAAUAGAUCACAGUUUGCUGAUCGCCAGCUAAUAAAGUUGCAGGAAUCGCCGGAGGACAUGGCAGCGGGACAAACGCCCCACAACGUCUUGCUGAUGGCACACGACGAUCUGGUAGACAAAGUGCAGCCCGGAGACCGAAUUACUGUAACCGGAAUCUACAAAGCAAUGCCAUUGCAAGAAAAUCCACGCCAGUCGAACAUGAAAUCUGUCUAUCGCACGCACAUCGAUGUGCUGCACUUCCGGAAAGUCGAUGAUAAACGCCUAUACGAGGAAGAAGAGGGCAAAGGACACAUCUUCCCUCCCGAGCGCGUGGAACUGUUGAAAAAGAUUUCACAAAAACCGGACGUUUACGAUCGUUUAGUUCGUUGCAUUGCCCCAUCAAUCUAUGAAAACACGGAUAUCAAGAAGGGUAUUUUAUUACAAAUGUUCGGAGGGACGAAAAAGAAGCAAGCCACAUGUGGUAGGCAGCAUUUUCGUGCCGAGCUUCACAUUCUCCUGUGUGGAGAUCCUGGCACAUCUAAAUCCCAGCUGCUACAGUAUGUUUACAACUUAGUGCCUCGUACUCAGUAUACUUCAGGGCGGGGAUCUUCAGCAGUCGGCUUAACGGCUUACGUUACGAAGGACACAGAGACUCGGCAGCUUGUACUGCAAACUGGUGCUUUGGUAUUGGCCGACAAUGGAGUUUGCUGCAUUGACGAAUUCGACAAAAUGAACGAUGCUACGAGAAGUGUCCUUCAUGAAGUGAUGGAACAGCAAACUCUCAGCAUUGCCAAAGUGGGCAUCAUUUGCCAAUUAAAUGCGCGCACCUCCAUCCUGGCUGCAGCAAAUCCUUCCGAAUCGCAAUGGAACAAAAAUAAAACCAUCAUCGACAACGUACAGCUUCCGCACACUUUGAUGUCGAGAUUCGAUCUGAUAUUCCUAAUACUAGACCCGCAAGAUGAAGUGUUUGACCGGCGUCUGGCGGCUCAUUUGGUGUCAAUGUAUUAUGCUACACGCGACGAGAAUGAGGAUUCCUUAGUGGAUAUGAGCGUGCUACGUGACUAUAUUGCCUACGCAAAGGAGCACAUAAAUCCUGUCCUAUCCGAGGAAGCGCAGCAGAGACUGGUCCAAGCUUACGUUGACAUGCGUAAGGUAGGCUCGGGAAGAGGUCAAAUUUCAGCAUACCCUCGCCAGCUGGAAAGCCUUAUCCGUCUCUCGGAGGCCCAUGCUAAGGUGAGACUCAGCGAAACCGUUGAAGUACUGGAUGUCGAGGAAGCGUGGCGCCUGCAUCGUGAGGCCCUAAAACAAUCGGCAACAGAUCCACUGUCGGGUAAAAUCGAUGUAGGCAUUCUUACCACCGGAUUAUCCAGUGCGGCGCGCAAGAAACGUGCUGAACUGGUGCAAUCCAUUAAGACGAGUCUGAAAGGAAAAGGAAAAAUUUCAACCAUACCUUACCAGAAGCUGUUUGGCGAAAUAAAAGAAGCGUCUCAAGUCCUCGUGACGAAGGAGCAAUUCGAGGAUGCGCUAAAGGAGUUGCAGGACGAAGGAAUAAUUGUCAUCGUUGGAAAUAAUACUAUUCGAGUGUGUUAA